UGCGAGAGUGUGCGUGUGUCACAUGGGAAGUAGUCAGGGUGCCGUCACAUGGUUUGUGUUUGCAAGACGAGGCUGACAAAGAAAAAGACAAAGUUUGUGCGCUGUGCGGUUCUUUACUUUCAAGCUCUCAAGUAGCUUUGAGCCCCGCUGCCUGUUAUGGAAAUUCCUGCCAUCAAUCUAAAGGCUAUCGUUCUGGUGCACUGGCUGCUUACAGUCUGGGGUUGCAUGGCGUGGCUGCCCACCUCGUUCGCCUGGGGCAACUUCAGCGUGCUGGCCGUGGGUGUGUGGGCCAUCGCUCACAGGGACUCCAUCGACGCCGUGCUGAUGUUUCUGAUCGGGAUGGCGAUGACCAUCCUGACGGAUAUCAUCCACUUUGGCAUCUACUACUCGCUGAGCGAGCUGGCGUCCGAAAAGGGACGAGACGUGUUUCGCUUCAGCGCCGGCAUGGCCAUCCUGAGCUUGCUGCUCAAGCCCGCUUCCUGCUUCUUCGUCUACCAGAUGUACCGCGAGCGAGGGGGCGAUUACAACGUCAACUUUGGUUUCCCUUCCAUGAGCCGAAACAGAGAAGCGUACCAAUCCAUCGACCCCCAACAAGACGCGUCCACCAGUACCGCCAACCCCUUCAACCAGGCGCAGGACGUCAAGCCGGCGCGGGCCUACUGACGCCCGCACGCUUAUCUGCUAUUAUUCAGCAUGACAUUUUUGGACCCUCAAGAUCCAUUGGGGAGAUGGAGGACAAGAAUGUAGAGGUGGGGGAAGGUUAGCAAAAAUGAGCUGUUGAUUAAUAAGAGCAAGCUCGUACCCGUGACUCCUCUGAGUCAAGGGCGAGCGAGCGCGCGCUCGUGGCUAAUUGAUGCGCCAUGCGGUAACAGCGAGUCCAUUUGUUAACGCCGGCCACCAUCCUCCCCUGAGAUGUUUGCGUGAAGUGUUCAGCAAAAGAAGGAAAGACCUCAUUAAGUUACGAUGUCACCUUUUAAACAGUACACAUAUUUUAUGCCACCAUUUGUGUUUUAUUUUUUAUACAAGCAUAAGGAAACCUCACAUCAUAAUAAAUAGAAUUUUCCAUGACUAUAAUGUCCACAACGUUUGGGGGAAACGUCACAGCAUGAGUCGAAAACACGCUAGCACGCUAACCCCAAAUCAUAUUCAUCACAAUAUGAAAUUAUAGGGAACAAACAAAUAAAAUACAUCUUAAAAAAUCGAUAUAUUUGUCCUUAAGUUACCAAAUAAAAAUAUAAAAUAUUACUGUGCUAACGUGUUUUUUCUUGUUUUCCUUAAACGUUGAAAUACUUAACGAGUUGAGCAACUCUGUUAUGCUAUCUGAAAAUAUUUCAGGCACUUGAGGGCUUUUUAGCGUGAUUUAAAAAAUAAAGGGCUGCUCAUUAUAUAAUCAUAUGUGCGGGUUUUUGUUUUUGCUGUAAUUGUAUUCUUCUCUUUCCUUGCUGACCUAAAUUCCCCUUCGUGAAGAUGAUUAAACUUUCAAUUUAUCUUCCUCCUCCAUCUUUAAUGCUCAAUUACGGGCUGAAAACAUGCAAUAUGGCUUCUCACUUGUCCCUGAAACUCCAAAGCGGAACGCCAAAAAUAAACUUUCGCGUGGCGUGGAAUAACCUUCCGAAUGGGAGAAUAAUGAAAAGCGAGUCGGUGGACUGUCAGGUCGGCGUGAUGAACGACCUCGGGGAGGCGACGCGGGAACGCGGUCGUUUGUUACCGGCCUGUCACAAAUGUAUUUUUAAUGAACGUGCACCUCGGACCUUCUCGGCGGUUCCCUCGGGCGAAACAACGACUCGCUAUUUUCCCAACUUUUGCGGCCGUCAAUAAAAUGUAAAUAAGCUUUUUCCUUCCAUUAGUCACGACUUUAUUAUUAUCCGCAAGCAGUUUGUGCGCUAGCGCCUUUGACAAAAUUAUGAAAUGAAUGACGUAAGGUUAAGGAGACACAAGACUAGUUCGACUCAGCAAAAUAAAAAUGGAGUAAACCAGCCAUAAAGUCUGAAGAAGCUGUACCCCAAAACCCACAGCAAGUUUUAUUUUCAAUCCCAGGGCUCAUACGUUGACGAUCUCCUACGCUUUGAUUCCAUCGGAAUCAUUUUUCGUGGGAAAACAAUUUGAACUCCCAAGUUGGCCUUGUGACAUUCCACAGGGUUGGUAUUAAGUCAUUAACAUUUGACCCCUUCUGAACGGAGCGACAUCUCUUUGUAGAAGCUUCCUUCGGCCACUAGAGGGCACUAAGCUACUAGUUAUGGUUGAUGACAUCCUGUUGCGUCACUCUUUCCAGUACGUGUUACCAGGUCACGUCUUCUCCAGAACCUUACGUGUAGGUACGUCAGAUUUACCCCUGUGAGUUGUCUCAUUGAGUUAUUAUUAGUUGUGUGUGUUCCGAGUGUUGUCUGCAUGUAAAGUUUAUUAUGCUCUUCGACAUAUAUGUUUGCAGAGCUCCUGUUAUCUGACAUUGAGGAGAGCGACAAUGAAGCGCGGCGUGACAUGGCCACUUAGCGCCGACACGCAAAGUUUUCUCACCCGCUGAAUCCCCACCCCUCCCCUCCCAGCCUUGCUGCUCGGAGCUUGUCACGUACUCCAGGUUUGGUACGAGGUGGUGUCACUUGAGCAUGAGCGGGCGGUUGCUCCUGUCCUGUUCUGGGACGCGUGUCUGCUUGUCACUGUUGACAACAAGAAGACUUGGACAUUAGCUUUUGUUGUUAGAACCCCCUUUUUUUUUUUCUUCCUUUUUGUGCUCUGAUAAGUCACUCAAUCUCCAUCUUCUUUCUGCAGAGUGUGACUGAUAUACCGUAAUUUUCGGACUAUAAGUCGCACCGGAGUAUAAGUCGCACCAGUCAUAAAAUGCCCACAAAAGUGAAAAAAAACAUAUAUAUGUAUAUAAGUCGCUCCUGAGUAUAAGUUGCCCCCUCACCCAAACUAUGAGAAAAACGCGACUUAUAGUCCGGAAAUUACGGUACGUACAUUAUUUUUUGGGCCUACAUUCUGGAGAGCAACAGCCGUGUAUCAUGGACUUGGGUUUUACCGGUCUUGACUCUCUUUUGCCAUUGUUGCGCAAUCUUCGUAAAUCUUCAACAUGGUUUCAGUGCGGUCAUCACAGCAUUCUUUGGGCUCCUGAAGCCUACAAAAUAUUGACAAAAAUAAAUGUUCAUGACCUGCGA
Molecule: messenger RNA, 3152 nt
Organism: Syngnathus typhle (broad-nosed pipefish)
Lineage: Eukaryota; Metazoa; Chordata; Actinopteri; Syngnathiformes; Syngnathidae
Gene: agtrap
Product: angiotensin II receptor-associated protein
Exons: 6
Coding region: 157-663 (168 amino acids)
Biological process (GO): angiotensin-activated signaling pathway; regulation of blood pressure
Cellular component (GO): plasma membrane
Source: RefSeq, a predicted model, not a curated record